Asterias rubens (European starfish) is the source of this 1070-nucleotide messenger RNA. Its product is annotated as THO complex subunit 3-like. NCBI's taxonomy places the organism in Eukaryota, Metazoa, Echinodermata, Asteroidea, Forcipulatida, Asteriidae. The record is from RefSeq and is a predicted model, not a curated record. Gene Ontology annotation, molecular function: protein binding. Gene Ontology annotation, cellular component: THO complex part of transcription export complex. The coding region runs from base 199 to 660 and encodes 153 amino acids. The transcript has 4 exons. Gene Ontology annotation, biological process: mRNA export from nucleus.
UUAAAGAGUUAUAUUUAUAACAAAUUAUUCAAAAGGUAUUGGCUUAUUGCAUGAUAUGAUGUCAAGUAAGUGAGCUGUUUUGUGGUAUGUAAGAAGUGCCAUAAUAAUGGGACCAGCAACUGACUGAAGAAGCCUGCCAAAUUAAAUGUCAUAUCAAAUGUAAUUGUUGUCAUUACAAUAGCGCUAUUUACCUAGACGAUGAUAAUGUACAUGAUAGUAUCAGUUGAGUAUCAAAGUUAUCCGGAUCUGAAAUCACUUCAUGUUCUGAAUGCUCACCCAGCAAACUGCAUUUGUAUUGAGUUUGACCCAACUGGAAAGUAUUUUGCUACUGGAAGUGCAGAUGCUCUUGCCAGUCUGUGGGAUGUUGAAGAACUUGUUUGCCUCAGAACGUUUGCAAGAUUGGAUUGGCCAGUAAGAACCUUAAGCUUUAGUUAUGAUGGAAAGAUGUUAGCUUCUGCAUCUGAGGAUCUAGCAAUUGACAUUGCAAAUGUUGAAACAGGUGAAAAAAUUACAGAGGUUCAGUGUGAAAGUCCAACAUUUACUGUAGCCUGGCAUCCAAAGAGACAUCUUCUAGCAUUUGCAUGCGACGACAAAGACAAAUACAACAGAGACAGAGAUGCUGGUACUAUCAAGCUGUUUGGACUACCGAAUGAUCAGUAAUUCUUACAGUAUGUUUUUGAGGAUCAUAAAUGUGCCUACAAAGUUGAUGAGAACUGUAAUCAACUGAGCGUCCGUUUCCAAUUGUGUAUGUAAAGGUAUGUCUACUUGAAGUUACUGUUGCACCUUACUGAAAAAAAGACUAUUCACCUAGAAUCCUAAUAAUGGUGUAUGAACAUACAUUUUGUGGUUAUUUAUGGUCAAUUGUACCAUGGUGGCAAUCUUUGGUUUUGAAGAUUUUGGUGCCGGUCCUUUACUUAGAAUAAUUAUAUUUCGCAACUACAACGACCGAUGAGCUAAAACUUUCACAGGUUUGGUGCACAUGUUAAGAAACGCCAACUAAAUCUGUAAUUCUCGCUAUCGAGAAUUGAUAUUGUUUUAAUGUUUUCUCUAAAAGUAAAGCAUUUCAAGGG